AUGGCAAACGCAGACGCUGUCAGAAAUCAAUUUGCGGUUUGGGAGCGGUUGAUGCACAUUAAUGUAAAGGCACACACAGCACUCCGAAGUCUGAAUCAGUUCCCUCGAGGCGAAGAGAGUCAAAAGUUGUUGGAACAGCUUGAUCCCGAAACGAGAUAUCAGCAUUUGCAAGGUAACAAUAUUAAAAUAUGGAUUAUUUGUUUGUUAUUAAGUCGUGAUAGAGAGGAGGGGUAGUGAUAUUUCAAAAAUUAGGAAAAACUAUUAACUAGGAUGGGUUUUUAUAUUCCUGAUUACAAAAAGGAUAGGGAUGAUAUGCCAGAUUAUGAAUUAAGAGGGGUGCUUUGAGAGCUCAGAGCAAGGUUUUGGGAUUAUUUACAUAACUUAAACUAAUUUUAAUGGCUGUGUCCUAUAUAGAGCUGGACUACGUACUUAUCACUUUGCAAAGUUACCAUUAAAAUAGGUAUAAAGUUACAAAUUAUUAUAGAGAAGGCUUCAAAAACAUUUUUUUUAUUAAAAAUAAAAUAUUUAUUUUAAAAUUUUAUUUUUAGUUCGAAAAAACGUCUUCAAAUUGAUUGAAGUCUUACGGAACAUUGAAGGAAAACUGGUGGAGCGGUCGAAAAAAGUGGAGAAGAAGGAGGAAGACGACGAUGAAAUUGUGAGUUCAGAAGACGAAGCGGAUGCUGAAGCCGAGGACAACGAUUCGGACGAAGAAGAAGAUAACGAAGAAGAGGAAGAUGAAGACGUUGUGGAAGAGAAAAAGUGAGUUUUUUGGUGUUUUACUGGUAAGGUUAGAUUCAUGAGGUGUAGGAAAAUAUUGAAUUUAUAUUUACAGGCAUUAAAAAAAUAUGCUAUAGACCAUCAGUAUUUUAAAUUUUUUAACAGAACUUUAAGUGAAAUUUGGCUAUAUCUCUUUGUUUUGCAAUGUUUUUCGUAGAAAAAAAAACGUAAUUUCUUGAAUUUUUUUAAAGUUUUUGAAGCAGAAGAUGUCAUUUUACAAGUUUUAUGAACCAAAAUGAACGGUUUGAGGUUUUGAAGAAGGUCAAUUAUAAUGAAAAGAGCCGGAAACGUGUUUUAAAAGUAUAAAACAUUGAAAAAUAAACGCAAAAACAGAAAAACGAUGACAUAAAGGAAAGAAAAGUGUGAAAAAUAAUCUUUUACAUAUUUACAAUUUAAUGAAUUUUGAAGUUAAUUUUUAUUAUUUUUUACUGGAAAUUUGAUAUAUAUGCUCUGUGCUCCAAUAUUAAUAUACGGCUUUUUAGAAAAUCUUCGAUAAAAACCAAUCCAACAGCACUAAACACACUGGAACGAUCAGUUCAACGUGAAUCCAAAGCCUUCAAACAGAAUCGGAACGCCAUUUUGGAGAAAUGGUUCGAACGAACAAGACUAGCCGUGUCCAAGAAAGCGGCCAAAGACAACUUUGAUGCACUGGAGACUUCGGCUGUUCAUCAAAUUGGAAAGGUGGGAUUUAACGUUGGUAUAUAUUAGGGACGCCUAUUAUAAUGUAUACUUUGACUAAGCCAGGGUAUAAUAUGGUAGAAAGGAGGUAUUUGCCGGCAGGGGCGGGCGGAUAUCUUUAUUUUUUGGGUUAUGUAAAAGUUUUUUUUGUGAAAACGUGAUAAAUGACGUUUUCAGAUUCUGUCGGAUCGUUCUCGUUUAGUCCGCCGAACUCAAUUGAAAAGAGUCAAUACAGACAGGAUAGCUGGCCCAGUAGAUCAACAAUAUGACCCGGAAGUCUUUGAUGACGAUGACUUUUACCAAACUUUGUUGAAGGAAUUUAUCGACCAAAAGUCUACCCAAACUUUGGAUCCAAUUCAGAUUAGUCGGUGAGUUUUGGCUUGUAAAAUAUUGCAGGUUUGGAUAUGAAAGAUAUGUAUUAUGGCUGUAAAAUGUGAUAGAUAUAGUUUUUUUAUAGAAGUUUUUAAUGACUGGUAUCAGUGUUUUGCCGGACCCGUCCGGUCCGGACCAAAAGAAAAUAGAGCCGGACUGGACCGAAGAUAAUUUUUUUUUAUUUUAAUAAAACUGUUUUAAAAAUUGCAAAUAAAACAUAUUUUUAAGAGUUUUUAAACGUAAAAAAGCAGUUUUAGCGCUCUUGGCUUUUUUUAAAAAUAAAAAAUUUUUUCCCGGUCCGGUCCGGCAAAACACUGACUGGUAUAAAGUGUUCAACCUCAUUUUUAUAGUAAUCUUAUGCUUUCUUGGUUUUGUUAUAACCCUCUUAAUUUGUUACAAUCCUUCAAUUUUUGUUUUAGACAAUGGUUAGAGGUCCAAAAGCUACGACAACAGCGCACGAAGAAGCGUCAGGUCGAGAAACACGCUACGAAAGGACGGAAGAUCAGGUACGUCCCUAUUCCAAAAUUAGCCAACUUUUGCCCCGCCGAGCCAGAAAAGAUCAAAUGGAGCCAUGAAAGACGAAAUGAACUUUUCAAGUCUAUCUUCAGAUACUGA
Bursaphelenchus okinawaensis is the source of this 2442-nucleotide messenger RNA. The record is from the annotation of a GenBank genome assembly. Lineage: Eukaryota; Metazoa; Nematoda; Chromadorea; Rhabditida; Aphelenchoididae.